Messenger RNA from Vicugna pacos (alpaca), 3450 nucleotides. It is a transcript of the gene HCAR1, whose product is annotated as hydroxycarboxylic acid receptor 1. Lineage: Eukaryota; Metazoa; Chordata; Mammalia; Artiodactyla; Camelidae. Gene Ontology annotation, molecular function: G protein-coupled receptor activity. Gene Ontology annotation, biological process: G protein-coupled receptor signaling pathway. The record is from RefSeq and is a predicted model, not a curated record. Gene Ontology annotation, cellular component: plasma membrane.
UCAUUUGGGUCCAAGGAAGGAUGCAAAGGGUAGGAGGUGUGAAUGGAGGGGAGGAAAAGUAACUCACUUGAGAGAAUUUUUCUAACAGUCAACAAGUGCUGUUUGUAAGGAUGUUUUUUCCCUCCAUAGAUCCUUCUGAUUUUUAAGUCCUGUAUUUUUGGGUCUGGGCACAGGAAGUGGCUCUAAGGAGCAGCAAAGCAAAACCUCCCCUCUCUGGCACCGCCUCCGAGCGCCCCAAGGGAUGAGGGAGAGGAGGGGGCAGUCAGGCAAAGGUUAGGGAGGGAAGUGAAGGCAGAGGCCCAGAACAGCUCCAGGAAAUGUUUGUAUUUCUCCACCGGGAGGGAGGACAAACAAGCUUUUUUUUUCGUGCCUUCUGGGUAGCUUUGCUUAUUCUGCAGCUCAGAGAAAGUCUGAGGAGAAAGAGAGAGGCUGAAAAUAAAAACCAUCCUGGGGCAGAACCCAUCAGCUCGUCUCCAGCAUGACUCUCAUGGGACCUGUGAGCCGUUUCCCAGAAAUGACCGCUUGGGUGAAGCUACCUGCGUUUCAAAGCGCCGCGGCGCCACAUGCUUCGGCUCUCGGGGAGACAGGCAGCUUGUGACCCAGGCUCCUGGGAGAGGACCACCCCGAGUCUCUCAUUUCCUGGCUGAAGUUUCUGUUCUCCAUGCAGUGGCCGCCUCCACCCACGUGUGCAGGACUCGCAGCCCAGGGUGAAGAAGCUGGAAACACAGCAGCUGGGUGAGUGGUAGCUUCAGAUAAGCAGCUGGGUUGUUGUGGGAUCGCCGCAGCCCGGCGCACGGAACACCAGACCUCUGUCCACCAUGGACAACGGGUCGUGCUGCCUCAUCCAGGGGGACCCCAUCUCCCAGGUGAUGCCGCCACUACUGAUCCUGGCCUUCAUGCUCGGCGCCCUGGGCAACGGCAUCGCCCUGUGCGGUUUCUGCUUCCACAUGAAGACCUGGAAGCCGAGCACUAUUUACCUCUUCAAUUUGGCUGUGGCCGACUUCCUUCUCAUGAUAAGCCUGCCCUUUCGGACAGACUACUACCGCAGACACAGACAAUGGGCUUUUGGGGACAUUCCUUGUCGGGUGGCGCUCUUCAUGCUGGCCAUGAACAGGGCUGGGAGCACCGUCUUCCUCACGGUGGUGGCUGUGGACAGGUAUUUUAAAGUGGUCCACCCCCACCAUACGGUGAACUCCAUCUCCAACCGGACCGCGGUUGGCAUCGUCUGUGCCCUCUGGACCAUGCUCAUCCUGGGGACUCUGUAUCUUCUGAUGGAGAACCAUCUGUGCACGCAGGGGAAGACCAUAGCUUGUGAGAGUUUCAUCAUGGAGUCGGCCAACGGCUGGCAUGAUGUCAUGUUCCAGCUGGAGUUCUUUCUGCCCCUUGGCAUCAUAUUGUUUUGCUCCUUCAAGAUCAUCUGGAGUCUGCAGCAAAGGCAGCACCUGGCCAGGCAGACUCGGAUGAAGAAGGCUAUGCGGGUCAUUGUGGUGGUGGCAGCUGUGUUCAUCACCUGCUACCUGCCCAGCGUGGCGGCCAGACUAUAUUUCCUCUGGACGGUGCCCUCCAGUGCCUGCGAUUCCUCUGUUCACGUAGCCCUCCACAUCACCCUCAGCUUCACCUACAUGAACAGCAUGCUGGACCCCCUGGUGUAUUAUUUUUCAAGUCCCUCAUUCCCCAAAUUCUACACCAAGCUCAAAAUCCGCAGUUUGAGACCUAAGCGUCCAGGACACUCCAAGAGGCCAGAGGAGAUGCCAAUUUCAAAGAUUUGUCACAGGAGUUGCACCAGUGUGGCAAAUAGCUUCCAAAGCCAAUCCGAUGUGCAAUAGGAUCUCCAAAUUUGAUAAAUGGCACCAGGACAGACAGACUGACAAAACCAAGGAGGACCGAUUGGCAACUUAGAAAUGAUUCAUGCUCAGGGGUGGGGAGCUUUGAAAAUGCCAUUCUUUCUUAGCUGUGUCCUCCUCACUCUGCUGAAAAUGAAAUUCAGAUCACUAUGCCUUUUUGGAAGGUUCCAGUCGAGAAGUGGAGUGAGAUCCUGUAGACAGAGUUGUCUUGAUCCCGGCGAGUCUCAUCUUCCUGGGCCCCCCCUGGAUUUUUCUGACUUCUUAGGAGCACAAGGAGAAAGACUGCAAAACAACCAGUUCUGACCUUCUCGGAGCUCCACAUUUUCCUGCAAGUCUUUGCAUUUCAAAGAAGGUCCUGAGGGAUAUGUUUACCUGCCUUGAUUUUCCAGUGGCAGCUGCGUGCUUGAAAAAAUUCCGUUAGCUUUCGGGAAGUGCUGAGUCCAGGGUAAUUGUUUUGGCUGCUUGUUACGUGACGAUGAGUUGAAAUUAUUCAUUCAUUCAUUUUCCACGUAUUUACUGAAUUAAUAUCCUGCGCCAGGCACUGUGCUCGUGUCCCUUUUUACCUGGAGGGUCGUUAGUUAACUCCUCUACGUGUAGCGGGGAGGGGGAGCAAAUAGAGAAGUUAAUGACCUUCACCCUUUCAAUGACUAUACUUUCCAGACCUGUUCUCUGCAAACAUCUGUGUUUAUCCUCUUAUUGCAGGAUUCCGUACAAACAGCAAAGGGUGGAAAGGGUAGUGUCCCUUAUGCACAUGAAUUUCCCAAAUAUGUACCUGGAGCCCUCAAAGCGAGAUGAUUCUAUGAAAGGAAACACUGGCCCUGGAUUAGCGGGAAAGAUUCCAAGCCAACCUUAGAUGGGUUCUCAAGCCACCGAGUGGUUAAGGUGUUCGUGGCUCCUUUAUUUACACUUUCUCAAAUUCCCAGGGCACUCUCUGCACUUAAGGACCUUACCAGCUUUUCAUUCUCUGGCCUCGGAACACCCCUCUAGGUUGUCCUUAGUACUUCCUUUUUCAGAGGCACUGCAAACCCCAGGGGUGGAAAGCAUGGGUUGUGCAAAGUCACACGAAUCUUGAGUUUGAAUCCCUGCUCAGCCACUUACUAGAUGUGUGAUCUGGGGGCAGAUUUUAUUUUACCACGUUUAGCUUCAGUUUCCUCUUCUGCCAAACAGCGGUAGCAAUAACGCUGACAUCAAAAGGUCAUUAUGUGGAUUCACUGAAUGUAAGAUCCUGAAGCCUGGGGACUUUGUUCACUGUUAUAUCCCCAGUGCCCAGCAGCGUGCCAGCACACAGUAGGUGCUCAGUCAAUAUUGGAAUGAAUAAGUGCACGUAAACCAUUAAGCACAGUGUCACCUGGAGUUCAGAGCCUCUAUGUCGCUGCUCCAUCUUCUCAGCCUGAGUUUCCUGGCUCCCCAGCUGCCUGGGGACGGGUGAAAGCAAAGAUUCUUUCCAGCUUCAAAGAACCAUAUAUCCCCCUGAAAGAAAUCUGUGAAAACCUCGCACUUCUGCUUUAAGAAAAAGUUAUUCUUCUCAGAAUUCUAGUCUUAAUUAAAUUCUUUCCUGGGCUGCCCUUUGUUGCUUCAUCGUAAUAAAGAUGGAUUCCCAAAGAAA